AUUACUGAGCUGCACACACAGCUGCAGUCUUGGCAGAAACAUAAGAAACCCCAUAAUGCACUGCAGGCACAAAGUUUAACAGCCAGCCUUUAUCUGAACAGCAGAAACAUUCCUAUUAACACCACACCCUAAACAGUACAUUUCCAAGGGAAUGCUGUAGGAUUGUCGUUGUUACAGACAUGGAGUAUUUCUCAGCCCCAUGCUCCUUGUUUUCCUUCUCCAGCACAGUGAUUAUAGGUUUGGCUUUCCUCAUAUUAGCUCUCUUAUAUGAUUUCAUCAAGUACAGAACAAGAGAAAGUGGUUAUCCACCCGGACCUUUCCCUCUGCCAUUUGUGGGGAAUAUAUUCCUUCUGGAUCCCAAGGACAUACCUGCCAGUCUUUCACAGCUGAGGAAGAGAUAUGGCAAUGUAUACAGCCUGCAGAUGUUCUGGGAAAAGGCAGUGGUACUGAAUGGGUUUGAAACAGUAAAAGAGGCAUUUAUCACUAAAUCGGAGGACACUGCUGACAGAAGUCCAAUCCCCAUCUUUGAAUAUCUUGGCUUUCAUAAAGGUUUUGCUUUUACAAAUUAUGGGCAGAGCUGGAAAGACCUAAGAAGAUUUUCCAUUUCAACUUUCAGAGACUUUGGUAUGGGGAAAAAAACUAUUGAAGAGCCUGUGAGAGAAGAAGCCGGUUAUCUCUGUACUGCUAUUCAGGCUAAGGAAGGACGUCCCUUUGACCCAUUCCUCUUGUUGAAUCAAGCGGUUAGCAAUCUUAACUGCUCAAUUAUCUUUGGAGAACGCUAUGAUUACAGCGACGCAGCAAUCCAGAGACUUCUGUUUCUUUUACAAGAGAGAUUUCACCUGGAGACUGGAGUCAUUUCUCAGAUAUUAAACAAUUUCCCUCGGCUCAUAAAAAUUGCUGGUCCACAUCUGAAGUUAUUUAAAGUCCAAAAUGAUUAUCUGAACUACCUGAAGGCAAAAAUCAAGGAGCAUAAGGAUACAUGGGAUCCAGCAGUCACGCGGGACUAUGUUGAUGCAUUUUUUGAGGAGAUAGAGAAGACUAAAGAUAACCCCCAGAGCAGUUUUACUGAGACUUCACUUUUGUUCACAAUUGCCGAUCUCUUUGUUGCUGGAUCAGAAACGACAUCCAAUACCCUAAGAUGGUCCAUCCUGAUGAUGCUCCGCAAUCCUCACAUACAAGAUAAGGUUCACCAAGAAAUUGAUCAGGUUAUUGGCCGGAAUAGGAUACCAAAGAUGGAAGACCAGCGGAACAUGCCUUACACUAAUGCAGUUAUCCAUGAAACCCAGCGUUAUGGAAAUAUUCUGCCGACUGCUCUCUUUCACAUGGCAUACAGGGACACUAAUAUACAAGGCUUUAACAUCCCCAAGGGUACAACAAUCAUCCCAAACUUAACAUCUGUGUUAAAGGAUGAGACUAUCUGGGAGCGCCCUUAUCAGUUUUAUCCAGAACACUUUUUGGAUUCAGAGGGAAAGUUUGUGAAAAGAGAAGCGUUUAUACCAUUUUCUGCAGGGAAACGCAUGUGCUCAGGGGAGGCAUUGGCCAAGACGGAGCUGUUUCUCUUUUUUGUAAGCCUUUUCCAACGUUUCGAUUUCCAAAUUCCUUGUGAUCAGCCUCGGCCUCGAGAUGAUCCCGUUUACAUAUUCUCCUAUAUUCCUCAGCCCUUCCAAGUAUGUGCUUGUGUGCGCUGAUCCAGAAGAGGAGAAAUACAUCAUUUCAUCCAUCUUUUGCAUUUGCUGGAUUUAAUGUGACAAGUUAGUUAGAACUGGUGAUCAAUGUCAUGAGAAGGUUUGUAAAUCAAAUUUUGAACCCGAAACCUGUGUCACAAAUUUAAUCGGCCACAUGUUAAAGUUCUUUUUUCAGGAUCAAUAGCAAUUAGUAGUUGGAUGUUGGAAGUGAAUGAGAGAGCAUUGGGUUGUCUGUGUCCCGGGCAUUUGAAGAGUUUGUAGGUAAGAGGCAGAGUGGGAUCGAGUUCUAAUUUCAUUUGGCCUGGUUUAUUGAAAUAAGUGCUUAAUGGCAGCAGUGCAUUUGCCUAUAGCAAAAUCAAUUUAGAAAACAAAAGCAAAUUGGCCAUUAAAAAGGGAAAAGAAACCAAGCUCUAUCAUUGUGCACAUACCCGCUAAGCAGUACCUGGACAGUGGCAUCAACAGUCAAAGAGAAGCAAAUGUGCCAAAAAAUAGUUAAAGGAGAAGCAAAUCCUGCUAACAAUCCAAGCCCUCUCCACAGACCUCCUUCCCCACUCCCAACCCACAUCACCGGGGACUCACCCUGGUUGUCAGGUGAAAUGUUGUAUCAUAUUUGGUCGUCAUCACUGCAAUUGCUGACACGUGAAUGUACAUUUGAAGAUUCAAAGAGUUCAAGAUUCAAAGAUUUUUUGAGGAAUAUGCACUGUUAGUAUGAGCACCACCCACUGGUCUGUUUAGACUGAGGUAGUCAAGGAAUUUGUCAGAUUGAAGAAAGAGGGCUGCUCGGGUUCUUCUGCUUAGUAAAAAUGAAGUUUCUAAGUUUGUAAGAACAUCAGAGCAGCCCUCUAUCUUUCUCCUGACAAUUUCCUCUACUACUGUACGUGACAGUUGCAAACUGACCAGCAGGUGGUGCUUUUGUAACAAAAUUCAUUCAUAAUAGCAGCACAUCUCCCAAUGUUGAGGAAAAAAUAAUGAAUGUAAAUUGCAAAAGAGCUUAGAAUAGCACUUAUUAAUUUUACAUUCACUUAUUUAAAAAAUGUACUUAUCCUAAAAUUGUGCCCACGAUUUCUUCUGAAAAUGUGUGUGAAAGUUAGGGAGGACAUUUACUAAAGCUCGAUUUUAUUGGUUCGGUUGUUUUUGACGCCGAAACUCGAUUUUUCGUGCAAACCUCCCCCCUCAAUUUUUCCCAGAAGCCUGUCUAAAUCUUGUAGAAGUCAAUGGCAGAUGUCCCUUUUUACAAUUGCAAGAUCGUUCUUUGCUUCAUGCUUUUCAGGUGCUUUGAUGCUGGUUUUUGUGUGACAACUCGAAAAAGUCACGCUUAUUGUGCAACAACUUAAAACAGUCAAGGUUUUCAAAACUUUUUGGAUAAAUGUCUUGAAAUUGUGAAAAUAGGUUUAUUCAUGGUUUCAAAAAAAUAAAAAUGAGAAAAUGUCAGGUUUUAUUAAUUCCCUCUCUUAAUUCAGAUUGGAGACCCUCUACCUUGCAUGUACAGUAGUUAUACCUAGACCAGCUUAUUUCUAUAGCACAAAUAUCACAGUAACCCGAUUGUUCCUGUUCCGCAAUUACAACUUUGUGUAUCCAGUAGACUUUUUGGUUCAGAUUCACAAUAAAAAAUAUCAAAUACCUUA
This is a messenger RNA of Xenopus tropicalis (tropical clawed frog), 3310 nucleotides long. Its product is annotated as cytochrome P450 2D20. Bases 180 to 1688 code for a protein of 502 amino acids. NCBI's taxonomy places the organism in Eukaryota, Metazoa, Chordata, Amphibia, Anura, Pipidae. The record is from RefSeq and is a predicted model, not a curated record. Gene Ontology annotation, cellular component: membrane. The transcript is spliced from 9 exons. Gene Ontology annotation, molecular function: oxidoreductase activity, acting on paired donors, with incorporation or reduction of molecular oxygen, reduced flavin or flavoprotein as one donor, and incorporation of one atom of oxygen; iron ion binding; monooxygenase activity.